Messenger RNA from Pomacea canaliculata, 2020 nucleotides. Its product is annotated as malate dehydrogenase, mitochondrial-like. Bases 57 to 1148 code for a protein of 363 amino acids. Gene Ontology annotation, molecular function: L-malate dehydrogenase (NAD+) activity. Gene Ontology annotation, cellular component: mitochondrion; cytoplasm. Lineage: Eukaryota; Metazoa; Mollusca; Gastropoda; Architaenioglossa; Ampullariidae. The record is from RefSeq and is a predicted model, not a curated record. Gene Ontology annotation, biological process: malate metabolic process; tricarboxylic acid cycle. The transcript has 9 exons.
ACGUUUUCCGGUUUGAGUAGCCUACCGGUGGAAAUCAGUGUCAAGCAGCAGCAAACAUGUUUUCAAGAUUUGUGAAACCUUCUCAGAUUAUUACUGUGGUCAGAAAAGAAUUUUCGACCACUAGUAAAGUGAUGUCAGCAGAAUGGAAAACAAGUAAAUCUCAUUACCGUAAAGGCAGGCGUAAAGUACAGAAGGAUGCACGAGUUGCUGUCAUGGGAGCGGCAGGGGGCAUUGGUCAGCCUUUAUCGCUUCUGCUAAAGAUGUCACCACUUAUCUCCCACCUUAACCUCUAUGAUAUAGCUCACACACCUGGUGUUGCUGCUGACUUGAGUCAUAUCAGGACCAAAGCAAGAGUAUCAGGAUUCCUUGGAGAGAGUCAAGUAAAGGAGAGUCUUGAGGGGGCAAAUGUUGUAAUUAUUCCAGCUGGAGUACCCAGAAAACCUGGGAUGACACGUGAUGACCUCUUCAACACCAAUGCCAGUAUUGUGAGAGAUUUGGUUGAUGCAUGUGCAGAUGUCUGCCCUAAAGCAAUGAUCUGUAUCAUUACAAAUCCUGUUAACUCCACAGUGCCUAUUGCUGCUGAGGUCCUGAAAAAACGAGGAGUGUAUGACCCCAACAGACUUUUUGGGGUGACAACACUGGAUGUUGUACGAGCUAAUACAUUUAUUGCAGAAGCUAAGGGCCUGGAUGUUACCAAAGUGAAUGUUCCAGUCAUUGGUGGCCACAGUGGUGUUACUAUUAUUCCUCUGAUUUCUCAGUGCACACCACAUGUCUCAUUCCCUCCAGAUGAAAGGGAGCGGCUGACAAAGAGAAUCCAAAAUGCUGGCACUGAAGUUGUUGAAGCCAAAGCUGGUGCUGGUUCAGCUACACUUUCGAUGGCAUACGCUGCUGCUGAGUUUGCAACCAGUCUUCUUGAAGCAUUGAAUGGGUUUGAGGGCAGGGUACAAUGUGCAUUUGUUAGCUCUGAGGAGACAGAAGCCAAAUACUUUGCUACACCUCUCCUUCUCGGGAAAGACGGUAUUGAGAAGAACCUCGGUAUGGGAAAACUCAUUGACUUUGAGGUGAAUUUGUUGAAGGCUGCCAUGCCAGAGCUGUUGGCUAACAUCAAAAAGGGGGAGGAGUUUGUUGAGAAGACAUACAAAAAAUAAGUCUUGACAGCAUGCAAGCAUCUUGCCAACACCACUAAGAUGUUUGUGACCAUUUCACGUUUUGCUGCACAUGAAGUAUUUCGUGACCACUGUCAUUUCUGCUUGGGAGGUUAAUAAUACUGUGUAAAGUUUCUCAUGGCUAUUGUAUAGCUUCUAACCAGACUAAACAAGAUGAGCAUGCUGGAAUUACAGUUCACUGCAAUCCCUCACACUUUCAUGGAUGAAAUUCUUUUGCCCUUGGACGGUGUAAAUUUCUGGGUCCGGCAUACCCACUUUGGUCUAUCAGAGAUAGAAGAGCUUGGACUAAAGUGAAGAAGUGAUUUGGGAAGUUAAAAUGUGAUACUUGGUCAAGUUGGCCAGCUAUUUUCUAUGAAGAUAUGGGUAUUCUUACCCUAAGAAAUCAUGAGAAAAUUCUUAAUGGAAUGAGCAUGCAAAUCCACCGGCAUAUAAUUAUCUUUGUAUAAGGCCUUGCUGUGAUGUGCUGCGGCAACAUGAAAAAGCAAGAGUCUUUUCGGAUUGGUUUGGUAGAGGUUAGUAAGCUUGCCAUUUGUUAUUUUGCUUCAUGAAAUUCUAUGCAUCAGUUUGCUGGCUUUAUUAUUUAUCCAUGACCAUUGGACCAUCAGGUGGAUAUCUGAGAAGGUGUAAUUUUGUUAACUGCACAUAAUUAUCUCUCUUGACAAGCUUCUUAAGCUGUUGUGGGGUUUGCAGUGGACGUGUGAAUUUUUGUGUCCAGUUAAACUGUUUUUUCUAUUAGAAAAUGAGACUAGAAUGAAUUCUCUUUAAAAUUGUAAUCGAGUGUUGUGGAUGUCAAAAGAAGUGACAUCAUGCUCCAAAAGAUGGAGAUAUAUGAUAUAAACAUGUUUUUUAUAACA